AUGCAAGCUGCCUUGUUUUCAUUUCGAUCGUAUUUCGAUGUUGGGACAUUUGCAGCGAAGAGUGUCAGAGCUGCGGUUGGUUUGCAUCCUCUAGUAAGCUACGUAUUCGAAUGGAAACUGUUCAGAAUUCCACUGUUUUUCGCCUUCGUCAAAGAAGAAGGAAAUCUGUUUCGAAAUGUGUUCAUCUACAUUUAUAAUCGUAUAAACCAGAAAAAUGACACGUUGGAUCGUCCAUUACUUAACGAUGGAUUACGAUCGAAAAAAGCCCGAUUUGUACGGAAGUAUAGCGCAACUUCAGCGUUAGGUACAAUAUACUUUUUCUCAUGUAAUGCAUGCGGCGAGGAAUAUAUCGGGGAAACGGGUAGACCACUUUGUGUCCGCAUGAAAGAACAUCUAGAUGGGAAAGCUAAAAUCCGUCUUAACACUCCUCUAGGUCAGAAAUCAUUGUCAGACGAACAGCGUCGUGUUUUUAUCGCUGGUGUAUUGUUUUUCAUAUUGUACAUUCUUCUUUCGUCAUUCUUCUUCUCAGUUUCUACUGAAUUCGACUACUUCACGUCUGUGUACUUUCUUUUCAACAGUGUUGCUCUAAUCGGUUUCGGUGAUGUCUUUCCACGUGAUCCACGAACAAUACUGGUGAACGCGGUGUUUAUUGUGUUCGGCGUGGUAUUGUUCUCGAUGUGUUACUUCAUCCUUCAAGAGGAAAUUCGCAACAAAGCAUUUGAAGCGUCACGAAAAGCACGGAUUUCCAUUUCUAAGUACUCGCACACCAUAUUGCAACAUGCAUCAAGAGGUGCGUGGUCACGUCGUAAUUCACCGCUUCUGGAUGCGAAUUCAGAGAGCGCAUUCGAUCGACUUCGUAAACGGCGUCAAUCGGCGCCAGUUUUGACACUUACGGUACCAUCAGAGAUUUCUCGGGAGGUGUAA
Molecule: messenger RNA, 924 nt
Organism: Angiostrongylus costaricensis
Lineage: Eukaryota; Metazoa; Nematoda; Chromadorea; Rhabditida; Metastrongylidae
Source: the annotation of a GenBank genome assembly